Molecule: messenger RNA, 1608 nt
Organism: Coregonus sp. 'balchen'
Lineage: Eukaryota; Metazoa; Chordata; Actinopteri; Salmoniformes; Salmonidae
Source: the annotation of a GenBank genome assembly
GUUGUUGCAUGUUUUUCUCCUUUAACGUGACCAUGAGGACAACUGAGAAAGGUCUGUUUUGCCACCUCUACAUGUUACUGCUUUUUGUGUAAGUAUGGCUACAGGUAUUUAAAAUAAGUUCCCAUUAAUUCCAGAAUAUAUACUUUAGGGGUUUACAUUGUCCACUCUAAAUUGAACCUACCAUUUCUUCCUUUAGUUUUUAAAAAAGUUUAUGAAAAGUGAGCAAAAUGUUGUGAGUCAGUUCAUGUUUUUGUGGUAUACCAUACAUAUGGCUUUGGUGCAAUGACUUGUAAUUCACAGGGAUACAUAGAUAUUUAAGAAAAAGUAAGCAUAGUAUAUAUAUAUAUAUAUAUAUAUAUAUAUAUAUAUAUAUAUAUAUAUAUUAGUAUUUUAAAUCAAGGUUUCUUUAUUUGGCUUUUCAAUAUUUUACAGACGCUCAUGCCCCCCCCAAUCCCAUGCUCCAUUGACUGAUUAUUUUCUCCCAUCUGUGUAUGAUAUCUGUUGAAACAGCAUGGUACCUGAGUAAAGCCUCUCGUCAACAUUUCAGUCUCUAUUAUCUAGCUGAUGACCUUUGAUAAAUGGUACGACAUUAAUUGCAGAACAAGGUGACUUUGGUAAAGUGAAUACACUGCUUAGGGAAGUGCAAGGUGGCACCAAUAUCUUUUUUUACUGUGAGUUUAUACACCAUUCAUAACCCUCAAACACCAAUAUUUAGAUGACAAACAAAUGAUGAGUCAAUCCUUUGUUGUAUGAUUUACUUUUAGAGGUUUUUGCCAAGGAAAGGACCUCUUCUUCAAUGACUAUAAAGGACUCCUACUCCCAGAAUCCUACAAGAUUGGCUGGAUGGAGGACAUUGAUGACAACAAGUUAAUCUCUGACAUCACCAUCCCUGGUACCCAUGACACCAUGGCUCUCUAUGGAGGCCCAGCGGCAGAGUGUCAGGCCUGGGAUUUGGGGGAUCAGCUGAGGGCCGGCAUACGCUAUCUGGACCUCAGGAUAUUUGCCUUUGAAAACAAACUCUAUAUCAUGCACUGGGUUGUCUACCAACACACGUCGUUCAAUGAUGUCCUUGACACGAUCAGAGCAUUUCUGUCCGAAUUCAGAAGUGAGGCGGUUCUCAUUAGAGUAAAGCCUGAUUUGUUUGAUAAAGAGAAUGUUGAGGAGCUGGUUGGAAAAAUGAUUAGUGAUGAUAAAGAUGUAUGGGUGAAGUCUGACAUGCCAACUAUGGCUGAGGCAAGAGGAAAGGUGAUAUUUGUACAGAAAUCCAGCUUUAAGCUGGGCAUUCCUCUCUUGGAAACCGACAGCAAGGGUGACUAUGAAGUUACUCAUAUUGCAGACAAGGAGAACAAAAUUGUGAAACACUUGACACAAGCUUCAGGCGAUUGUGGUGGUGAUUAUCUAGUUCUUAGCUACUCCAGUGGCACUGGCAUUGGCACACUGUUGGGCAUGUUUCUAACUCCCAAGAAGGUGGCUGAAAAGAUUAACCCCUGGCUCGAUCAGUAUCUGAGACAGUUCUCCAGUGACCACACCAGGGCAUGUUUCGGGGUGAUUGCCAUGGACUUUCCUGGUAUCGACCUCAUUCAAACAGUCAUUAAGCUCAAUGAUUGG